AUGGCGGACUCGUCGGAUUCGGCAAGCGAGGCCGACGGCGAGGAGGAGAAGGAAGGGGUUGCGGAAGAAGAGCGCGACAACGAGAACAAGGACGCGGAUGCAGAUCGUGCGCCAGAGGAGAUGCGCGGGAGUGACGCGAGGCGCCAGGGGCAAAUCGCGGAUGCAGAUCGUGCGCCAGAGGAGAUGCGCGGGAGUGAUGCGAGGCGCCAGGGGCAAAUCGCGGAUGCAGAUCGUGCGCGAGAGGAGAUGCGCGGGAGUGAUGCGAGGCGCCAGGGGCAAAUCGAGGAUGCAGAUCGUGCGCCAGAGGAGAUGCGCGGGAGUGGCGCGAGGCGCCAGGGGAACGUGGCGCAUGCGGAUCGUGCACCAGAGGAGAUGCGCGGGAGUGGCGCGAAACGCCAGGGGAACAUGGCGGCAGAUCACUCGCCCAAGGGACCGUGUGGAGGUGAAGCGAGGCGCAGCAGGAGCAAAGCAGCUGAGCCCUUGUCAAGGGAGCGAGGGGAGGAGGAGAAGAGCCGUGCUGCGCCAGCAGGAGUGAAGGGAAGGAGAAACGGGAAGACGGGAUCAGGAGCACCGAGGCUGGGAAGAGCGUGGAGAUUACAAGGAAAGAGGCGGGUGGCGCACCAGAAAGAGAAAGGGAGCGCGAAGAGGACAGGCGAGGCAAGAGAGAAGGUGUGCGGUCACCAGAAGUCUCGAGGGCAGCAGAGAAGGAGCGACAGCGAGAGGACAGAGUGCGGCGGUGCCAGGAGCGGUCCCCUGCAAGGGGAGAGAAGCGUCGGGAAGAUGCAGAGAGGCGCUGGGGGGAGCGUGAAGAUGCCCGAGGGAGGAGCCCCAGCCCGAUGUGCCCGAGGAGGCCUGGGCGUCACGGCGAAGGAUCUGCAGGAGCAAGAGCGGCUAGGGAAGGAAUAG
This is a messenger RNA of Closterium sp. Naga37s-1, 906 nucleotides long. NCBI's taxonomy places the organism in Eukaryota, Viridiplantae, Streptophyta, Zygnematophyceae, Desmidiales, Closteriaceae. The record is from the annotation of a GenBank genome assembly.